This is a messenger RNA of Thermothelomyces thermophilus ATCC 42464, 1638 nucleotides long. RefSeq lists its product as uncharacterized. The transcript has 4 exons. Lineage: Eukaryota; Fungi; Ascomycota; Sordariomycetes; Sordariales; Chaetomiaceae. The record is from RefSeq and is a predicted model, not a curated record. Gene Ontology annotation, biological process: proteolysis. Bases 126 to 1460 code for a protein of 444 amino acids. Gene Ontology annotation, molecular function: metalloaminopeptidase activity.
CGCAGCCAAAGACUGUUUGUUGGUUUUGGGUUUGGAUCUUGGGAUUUGGAUUAAAGGCCGUCCGCCCCAAAGCUGGAUUCUUACGGUUCCAGCAGCAACAUUCCACUACCUCUUAUCUUUUUGCGAUGGCGGCACAAGCUCCCCCCUCUGAAGAGCUCGGACGGCUGAGCGUCGAGGACUCCGGCGGUAAGCCCAAGCCGGAUACGACUGCGGCCAGCAACGGUAACCAGAAUCACGAGAGCGACGACUCUGAGGACGACGCCGAGGAGGCCGCUGCGCCCGGGGCGGCCGCCGAGGGCGCCAAGAAGAAGAAGAAGAAGAAGCCCAAGAAGAAGAAGAAGAAGCCGACGCAGCAGUCAGACCCCCCGCGCGUGCUGAUCUCGCAGCUCUUCCCGGAUCAGAAGUAUCCCAAGGGCGAAGAGGUCGAGUACGUGAACGAGAACAGGUAUCGCACGACCAACGAGGAGAAGCGCCACCUCGACAACCUCAACAGCGACUUCCUCAACGACUACCGCCAUGCCGCCGAAGCGCAUCGCCAGGCCCGUCAGUGGGCGCAGAAGAACAUCAAGCCCGGUCAGACCCUGACUGAGAUAGCCAACGGCAUCGAGGACGCCGUGCGCGCUCUCGUGGGGCAUCAGGGCCUGGAGGAGGGUGAUGCUCUGAUUGCCGGCAUGGGCUUCCCUACCGGCCUGAGCAUCAACCACUGUGCGGCUCACUACACGCCCAACGCGGGCAACAAGAUGGUCCUUCAGGAGGACGACGUGAUGAAGGUGGAUAUCGGAGUGCACGUGAACGGCAAGAUUGUCGACAGCGCCUUCACCCUGGCCUUCAACCCCCGGUACGACCCGCUGCUGGAGGCCGUCAAGGCCGCCACCAACGAAGGCAUCAAGGAGGCCGGCAUCGACGCGAGGCUCGGCGAGAUCGGCGGCGCCAUCCAGGAAGUCAUGGAGAGCUACGAGGUGGAGAUCAACGGCACGACCUACCCGGUCAAGUCGAUCCGCAACCUGAACGGACACACCAUUCUUCCGUACAGCAUCCACGGCACCAAGAGCGUGCCGAUCGUCAAGUCCAACGACACGACCAAGAUGGAGGAGGGCGACGUGUUCGCCAUUGAGACAUUCGGGAGCACGGGCAACGGCUACGUGCACGAGGAGGGCGAGGUGUCGCACUACGCCAAGCGCACCGAUGCGCCCAAGGUCGACCUCCGCCUGAGCUCGGCCAAGUCGCUGCUGAACGUCAUCACUAAGAACUUUGGCACGUUGCCGUGGUGCAGGCGUUACCUGGACCGCCUCGGCCAGGAGAAGUACCUACUGGGCUUGAAUAACCUCGUUGCGAACGGCAUCGUGGAGUCGUAUCCGCCGCUGGUUGACAAGAAGGGCUCGUACACUGCCCAGUUCGAGCAUACCAUCCUCAUCCGACCUACCGUAAAGGAGGUCAUCAGUCGCGGAGACGACUACUAAACUAGUUGAACCGUCAGAAUAAGAUCGGGUCUGCAAUGGACUCCCUCGGGCGGUAAGGUUGGGGCAUGUGUCGCAGGCUUCCUUGUAUGUACUGUACAUACAUAUGGACAGUAGUUACUCGUACUCAGGUACAGCGUACAAACAUCGGCACUGCAUAUGCACCAUCACUGCAGACAAA